GCAAACGGGGGCUGUAAUUAUGGGCGCAGAGCAGUACUAUCAAAAGCGACGCAGCCUAAAUCGAGAGAGCCGGUCCAGGUCCAGGACCUGGACGACCAUUUCCAAGGCUCUCGAAAGAUCAUCGUGGAAACGGGCCACGAAUGCAGGAACAGAGGGACAAUCGACGGCGGGCGCCAGACGACGACGCCAGACGAGGGUAGCCGGGUUUACGGCCGGUGGCUGGUAAGGGCUGCACGUGUGGGAUGUGGGGGUGCAUGUCUUGACAGGUGGAGAGAGUGUGCUGGGUUUGGGUACAAGGUAAGAGCUCUUACGGUGCAGUGCAACAAAGCAAAGUUGGAGAACUAGAUGGGUAACGACGGAGGAACGAUACCAUCCCGAACGGAGAUACUCAGCUUCUCUCUGAAGAAGCUGAAGGGCUCGGGGGCAGACGCAGGGCCCGGUGGUGGAGGGGCGACGCUAGAGAGAGAGUGGGUGCUGUCGCAGAUGCUCAACACGUACAGGUACUGUCGGUUGUCGAAAGAGGUGCUAGCGGCACCGGUGGUGUCUGACAGCAGCGGGUACUUGUACAACAAGGAGAAGGUGCUGCAGUACUUACUGGACAGAAAGAAGGACGGAGGCAUUGGUCGAGAUGUGCCGACGAUUGGGUCGCUGAACGACGUCGUGCAGUUGGACAUCAAGUUGCAGGGGAACCGGCUCACGUGUCCGCUGUCGGGCACCACACUGGACAUCGACCAUGACGGCGAUUUGAAGCUGUCCGACGUGCAGUUCUGCUACAUCGUGCCGUGCGGGUGCACGGUGAACUCGAACAUUCUCCGGGAGCUAGUCGAGGACUCCGAGCAAGACGCCGCAGACCGCAAAGGAGCCGGGGCGGAGGCGGUGAAGACGUGUCCCGUGUGCUUUACGCCGUUCACCCUGUCUAACAUAAUCGACAUCAACCCGCAGGACACAGCUGGCCAGAAACGGCUCCAGCUUCGAAUAGACAAGCUCAAGACCGACGGUCUCUACCACAAUUUGAAACCACGCAAAACGAAGAAGAAGCGGAAGAGAAGCGCCGAAGCCGCUGCCGACGGCCAGCAGCCGAUAGGCAAGGCCGAUGGUGCCAAGGCCAAGGACGGCAAGAGGCAAAAAACGCAGGUUUAAGGUGGUAUUGGAUUGUGGAUUAAGCGGUGUAUCAUGUGGUGGACUAUAUUAGUGCAGUAGACGAGUUAUAUACAGAAUAGAAGUAAAUAAAGAUAAAACACAAGAUACCU
Messenger RNA from Pichia membranifaciens NRRL Y-2026, 1250 nucleotides. RefSeq lists its product as hypothetical. Lineage: Eukaryota; Fungi; Ascomycota; Pichiomycetes; Pichiales; Pichiaceae. The coding region runs from base 346 to 1140 and encodes 264 amino acids. The record is from RefSeq and is a predicted model, not a curated record. Gene Ontology annotation, biological process: site-specific DNA replication termination at RTS1 barrier; mitotic DNA replication termination. Gene Ontology annotation, cellular component: nucleus. The transcript has 2 exons.